AAGUUCAUGUUAUCCAGACACUAAUUUGUACUCUUCAGCUUCCUCAUGUGUUUGUGAACUGUGUGGAAUACUUUACUUCACGACUUCUUUUAGAAGAAAUUCUCAUCCAGUUGCAAAGCUGUUCCAAGACAGAACAGACUUCGCGUGUGCCUUGUGAUACUUUCAAUGACUUUGUACGUCUGUUUAAACAAGCUAUUGCAAGACAAGAGCUUCAAGAUCAAACCCUAUACAUUGUACUGGAUAGAGCGGAGCAGCUGAGGGAAAUGGAAGCAAACAUCCUGCCAGCGUUUCUCAGGCUGCAGGAGUUGACUGACAGAAAUGUGACAGUUGUCCUGCUCAGUGAAAUAGUGUGGGAACUGUUCCGUCCAAAUAUUGGAUGCUUUGAGCCACUUGUCUUGUAUUUUCCUGAUUACAGCAUAGGACAUCUUCAGAAGAUCUUGUCUCAGAAUCAUCCCCCAGAAUAUUCUGCGGAUUUCUAUGCUGCAUAUAUCAAUAUUCUGCUUGGUGUCUUCUACAUGGCCUGUAGGGACCUGAAAGAACUUCAGCAUCUGGCAGUGCUCAAUUUUUCUAAGUACUGUGAACCAGUGGUCAGAGGAGAAGCAAAUGAACGUGACACCCGCAAACUCUGGAAAAAUAUUGAGCCUCAUUUGAAGAGAGCAAUGCAGACUGUUUAUCUCCGGGAAAUAUCCAGCUCACAGUGGGAGCACUUGCAGUGUGAUGACGGAGAACCUGUGCAGCUGAAAGGACUUUCUGCACAUACACAUGUAGAACUUCCUUAUUACUCCAAAUUUCUUCUAAUAGCUGCUUACCUUGCCUCCUACAAUCCUGCUAGGACAGAUAAGAGGUUCUUUCUGAAGCAUCAUGGGAAAAUUAGAAAGACCAACUUCAUGAAGAAACAUGAAAAGACCAGCAAUCACCUCCUUGGGCCAAAGCCGUUUCCCUUGGACAGGUUGUUAGCGAUAUUAUACAGUAUUGUGGACAACAGAGUUGUUCCAACUGCAAAUAUAUUUUCUCAGAUCACCUCUCUCGUGACUCUCCAGCUGUUAUCCAUGGUUGGCCAUAAUGACCAGCUUGAUGGACCACGGUAUAAAUGUACUGUAUCCCUGGACUUCAUCAGAGCUAUUGCCCGGACUGUGAACUUCGACAUAAUAAAGUACUUGUACGAUUUCUUGUGA
Molecule: messenger RNA, 1175 nt
Organism: Apaloderma vittatum (bar-tailed trogon)
Lineage: Eukaryota; Metazoa; Chordata; Aves; Trogoniformes; Trogonidae
Gene: ORC5
Product: origin recognition complex, subunit 5
Exons: 13
Biological process (GO): DNA replication; DNA replication initiation
Cellular component (GO): nucleus; nuclear origin of replication recognition complex
Molecular function (GO): DNA replication origin binding
Source: RefSeq, a predicted model, not a curated record